This is a messenger RNA of Plectropomus leopardus (leopard coralgrouper), 2587 nucleotides long. RefSeq names its product siah E3 ubiquitin protein ligase 1 (gene siah1). Gene Ontology annotation, biological process: proteasome-mediated ubiquitin-dependent protein catabolic process; multicellular organism development. The record is from RefSeq and is a predicted model, not a curated record. Lineage: Eukaryota; Metazoa; Chordata; Actinopteri; Perciformes; Serranidae. Gene Ontology annotation, cellular component: cytoplasm. Gene Ontology annotation, molecular function: ubiquitin protein ligase activity; ubiquitin conjugating enzyme binding; zinc ion binding.
AUUCAGUUUGGCCUGAUCGGCAGGUCUGAUGGAUGCCUGUUUUACUGGCUGUUCCUGUGACUAAAGGAUUUUUUUUUUUUUUUUAACUCUACAGACAUAGACAGGCACUCUGUUGUCCUCCUCUUGUCCCAUCCCCUUGUGGACUGUUUUUUUUUACGGGUAUUAAGCAUUACAGUUGUGUGGACACAACCCUCAUUCUUUCAUUCCAGCUUCCACUGGACCCGCAUGGGCUUAUGCUUCCUAAGUGUUGGACCGGGAAGCAGAAAUGUGAUCCUCUGUUUUGCGGUGUGUUUUGGGCAGCAGCAGCAGCGUGGUUUCCAUGGAAAAGACCAGAGAAAUAUGGCGACGAGGGGCUGCGUGAACGCUCUACCCCUAUGUCUUUGGUCCAAGUGAAAUCAAAGCCAGCUAGCGUAGCACUGCAAGCUCCGCCCUGGAAUUCCUUGUUCAGACUCUUCUCAUGUGUAGCCACAAGGAGCGUGCACAGGACUAAAGAGGUCCCCACAUUUCAAGAGAAGACGAAAGCCUUAUUUGGAAAUCUUAUGGACGAAGAAAUGAGUCGCCAGACUGCCACCGCGCUGCCCACAGGAACCUCCAAGUGCCCCCCCUCCCAGCGCGUGCCCACCUUGUCAGGCACCACUGCCUCUAACAGCGACCUGGCCAGCCUGUUUGAGUGCCCUGUCUGCUUCGACUAUGUCCUACCCCCCAUCCUGCAGUGCCAGUCUGGACACCUGGUAUGCUCCAACUGCCGGCCCAAGCUCACUUGCUGCCCCACCUGCCGAGGCCCCCUGGGCUCCAUCAGGAACCUGGCCAUGGAGAAGGUGGCUAACUCUGUCCUCUUCCCCUGCAAGUACGCCUCAUCGGGCUGCGAAGUCACCCUGCCUCACACUGACAAGACGGAGCACGAAGAGCUGUGCGAAUUUCGGCCGUACUCCUGCCCCUGCCCCGGCGCCUCCUGCAAGUGGCAGGGCUCUCUGGACGCUGUCAUGCCCCACCUGAUGCACCAGCACAAGUCCAUCACCACACUGCAGGGGGAGGACAUUGUGUUCCUGGCCACGGACAUCAACCUCCCAGGAGCAGUGGACUGGGUAAUGAUGCAGUCCUGCUUCGGUUUCCACUUCAUGCUGGUGCUGGAGAAGCAGGAGAAGUACGACGGGCAUCAGCAGUUCUUCGCCAUCGUGCAGCUCAUUGGCACUCGCAAGCAGGCCGAGAAUUUCGCCUACAGGCUGGAGCUCAACGGGCACCGGCGCCGCCUGACCUGGGAGGCCACGCCGCGCUCCAUCCACGAGGGCAUCGCCACGGCCAUCAUGAACAGCGACUGCUUGGUGUUCGACACGUCCAUCGCACAGCUGUUCGCCGAGAACGGAAACCUGGGCAUCAAUGUCACCAUCUCCAUGUGCUAAGAACUUUUGAAGAGAAGAGGGUCAAAAAGUCACAGAUUGUCAGGGGGCAUUUUUUUUUUAGAAAAAAAAAGGGGGGUCAAAUCGGUUGUGACCUCACAGCGUUAACCCCCCCUCUCUGCCUCACCCCUUGAAACGUGGAACUGGACUGUCUGAUCGGGCAGCCGCGGAGGGCCAGGGGGUGGGAUGGAUGAAUGGAUGGAUGGAUGAGUGGAGGAAUGAAAUAAAAAGGACGCAACUGUGUAGUGACGGCUAUAGACUUCUAAAAACACACGCAAACAUACGUGAGACUCUUGCACGCACAUGCAGUCUCGCCCUCAUCAAACAGAAACUGAAAAGCUGUUCAGUCAAACUCGCUCGUCAAACUCUCGUGAUUUUUUUCCCCACCGCUCUUAUUUUAGUGUCGAUCUUUUCUUCUCUUCCCCCCUCCGUCAUCCUCAGACAUUUCAGACACUACAGCUCUGCGACCUUCGCUCAGACGCCGGAGGCCGGUCGUCACUGAGCAGCCCUGGCGGCUACACACUGAGGAAGCUAUAUUUCAAACACGGACUCCCGGUCAGUCAGCUAACAAGCUCCCCCUGCUGUUUGUAUUCCACGUCAGACCUCCUGGAUUGAACGGUUCACACGCUACCGACACUCGUAGGGCUCCAACCGUGGCGUCUUUAGCCAGCUCAGUCUGGAACCCAGAGCUCAACAAGUUCUGUAUCACAGAUUUGGGUAUUAAUCUUCACCUGGGAUUGGAACCGCCGCCCACAGACAUGGACGGCAGUAGCACCAAUAACCACCCAGCCGUGUCUGGGACCGCAGAUCGGUCUAUCGAACAUCUGGUUUCCUAACAUCUGGCCCACAUCCGGUCCAACCGAGGCUAAAGAUUGUGCAUCGGACGCUCUUUAAAUAGUCGUUGUUGAUAGUUAUUAGAACUGCUCUCAUACUGUAUGGAUUUAAGAAGGCCCUCAGCUCCAUCAGCCCUGGAUUGUUUUUCUGAUUAUUUUCACGAAGCGGACACCGCAGUGGAGUUCUCACACACACAAAACACACACCUGUUCCUUGCAUCACAGGCCGUGUGUGCAGGUGUAAUAGUUGAGUGCGUGUCGGAGCAUUUUUGAGGAUUAGAGGGGUCUAUUGUUUGUUUGUUUUUUUCAGAACGAGAAAGAAAAAAAACACUGCAUUUCAGUUGAGUCAGUUUUCUU